AUGUUGAAGUCCAACGACCACACCGCCACUGUCAAGCGCGAAUUCGCCUUGCUCGAAAAUGUGCUCAACCAGACUGCAGACGAUGCUGCCAGGUGCCUCAAGCUACUCAAGAAGAACCUCUCGGACUACGACAACCGCCAUGGAAACUACUUUAUCAACACGGCCACCUCGUUCAUGCGGAAUGACAUGCGAACAGCAAAAGACAUGGCAUUCGACUUGAAGCACGUGGCACACCAGAUCAACAAGAAUCCGGAACCGUCCGAAUUGAACAUCGACUCGGCGCGUAAUAUGAUGGAUGUUGUUGCCAAAUCCAUGGACGUCCUCAGCACGACAGCUCGUAACUAUGACGAGAAGAACGGACGAUCGAAAGGUGUUAAAGGCGUGAUUGACAAUGCCGUCGGCAAGAAUGACAAGGAAAAACAUGAAAAGGAAGGAGGUCUAUUCGGUAAGGGUCACAGGAACAUAGACGAGAAACACGUCGGUCAUCUUGGCACGAUGGAUGCCAACCACGACGGUGGUCUGCUCGGGAAAACGGACGGCCACCACCACCACGGCGGCGGCGUUUUCAGCAGCUCUGAUACGGUCGAGCAGCUAGUCAAGACGACGUUGCACGACAACUUUAACGUCAGUGCACUGAGUCACCAGAUCACAAAUGCCGAGAAAUCGUUGUCACCGUCGCCUUCAUUCGUGGAACGCGUGAAAGAGGUGGUCCACGAGGUCAAAGACAAACUGAAGGGCGAAAAGUCAAGUCCGACGCACGGCGGUCAUCACGGCAACAAGCACGUCGUGGCACCAUAA
This is a messenger RNA of Peronospora farinosa, 798 nucleotides long. NCBI's taxonomy places the organism in Eukaryota, Oomycota, Peronosporomycetes, Peronosporales, Peronosporaceae. The record is from the annotation of a GenBank genome assembly.